Messenger RNA from Bradysia coprophila, 1552 nucleotides. RefSeq names its product deoxynucleotidyltransferase terminal-interacting protein 1. The record is from RefSeq and is a predicted model, not a curated record. Gene Ontology annotation, cellular component: nucleus. Lineage: Eukaryota; Metazoa; Arthropoda; Insecta; Diptera; Sciaridae. Gene Ontology annotation, molecular function: nucleosome binding; DNA binding.
UUGGUAUCGAAUUUUCCGAGUAGACAACCAUCAGGCGCUUUUCGGAGGAUUAAAUUUUUUCGUUCUAAUUUACUGAAUAAACAAUCAGUGGUUGAGUGGUUUUAAGGUAACUUGAGGAAGAACGGGCCGUAUUAGCAUCUGCAACAAUGGUAAUACAAAGGAAUUGGAAAACAUCAACAAGUAGCACCGAUAACGUUCAACAGUCUUCGUCGGAGUCCGAUUCGAAUAGUUCAUGUCUAACAUUGUCUACAACAAAUUCACUAAAUAACAAUAAUAAGACAACGAAAAUUAUAUCGAGCCCACAAAUGGCUGAGAGCGUCCAUAAAGCAUUGAAAAGUCGAUUCACUCCUGGACGAUCUUAUACCACCCAAUCAAAUUCGGACAUUGCUAUACGUUCCAUGGAAAUGAUGAGAAUCAAUAUACAAGAUGAAUUUGACCGAGAGAUAAAUGCGAUAGUUAAAAAGUACAUUGAUACAUUCUUCAAACCAGCACUGAAAAAUGUGAAAGAAAAUUUGGGAGAAAAUUCAGUAUCAGUCGACUGUCUUCAAAAAAUGAGUUGCAGCUUAUUGGAAAAUGCAAAAAUCCAAUAUUAUUCACAGUCGUUGGCUCAAACGUCCAUCAAAAUAAAAUCAGAAAAUGUGGAUAUCGGGGGUCAAUCCAUUCAACAUCAGCUUCUAUCAAUGAAACCUUCAGAACCAGUUAAAAGGAAACUGCCUGAAGUUCACCAUCAACAACGAGAUAAUCAAGAAAACAUUGCUGAAAAAAAGGUGGCAGUACAACCUAGUAUGCAACUGAAGCCUGUUGGUCGUACCAAACAAGUUUAUUGGAAUGUUUCCACUCUUAACACGGAAACUAUUUUUGUUCUCGACUUCAAGGCAAACAGGGCGUUUGGUUUUGCACCCGAAUUACACAAAGAUCGUCUAGCCAGCAAACAUCCAGAGUUGAUACGCUACUUGCCAGAUAAUCAGGACAAGGAUUGGAUGAUUCAACAAAAAAUCUUAUCACCGGCCAACAAGAACAUUCGCUUUCUAAUGCUAGUUUACGACGAAGUAAUUAAAAUAUCUCAAUCGGAAGAAUAUCGAAACAAGCCACAAGUCAAAAUCAAUGACCUGGAAGGCUUCAAAGUUCCCGAUUUCAUACUGCAAAAGAUGAAAAUAUUUUUCACUGAAUUGAGUCUUCGGAGUCAAAGUUUUCUGGUAAAUUCUCAAUUUGUGACAAAUGUAACUAGUACGUCUACCGGCAAUACAACGCAACAUCAGGGCAUAAAUCAGAUUGCAAGACCGAGAACAUCAUCAUCAUUGAGUUCAUCGCAUGCCACUUUAUCUGCGUUGUUAUCCAGUUCGUCAGAGAUUGUUGGAGUCAGUGGGAUAUCGAAUUCUUGUAACGACAACAACGACGCCAAGGAAUAAAAUACUCUUUGACUAUUUUACUACAAUAUCAGCAUCUUCAGUCAAUUUUGGAUUGUGAGUGUCACUAUAUGGUUGGUUGGUUAAAAAUUAUUAUUAAAUGUUGUUCAUUUAGCGAAAUAGAAUAAAGAAAUAAAAAGAAAAAG